AUGGGAGACAAAUUGAGUUUAAAACACAAUGCAGAGACGUCUUCGCGGAGAGUCGUCGGGGUUUCCUGCUUCAACAGUGCUUGAACGGAACCUGGCGCUCGCCCUCCGUCGGCCCGCCACUCCGAGCAGCCCUCCGCCACCGUUCCAGCGCCGCGCAGCCGCCGUCGCCUCCUCACCUCAGCCGCCACCAUGACGACCACGGGCCCAUCGCUGGUGCGCCAGAACUACAACCAGGACUCAGAGGCCGCCAUCAACCGCCAGAUCAACCUGGAGCUCUACGCCUCUUACGUCUACCUGUCGAUGUCCUACUACUUUGACCGUGAUGAUGUGGCUUUGAAGAACUUUGCCAAAUAUUUUCUUCACCAAUCUCAUGAGGAGAGGGAACAUGCGGAGAAACUUAUGAAGCUGCAAAACCAACGCGGUGGCCGAAUCUUCCUUCAGGAUAUCAUGAAACCAGAACGAGACGACUGGGAGAGUGGGCUGAAUGCAAUGGAGUGUGCAUUACUCUUGGAAAAAAAGGUGAAUCAGUCACUACUGGACCUGCACAAACUGGCCACUGACAAAAACGACCCCCACUUGUGUGACUUCCUUGAGACCCAUUACCUGAAUGAGCAGGUAAAGUCCAUCAAAGAAUUGGGUGACUACGUAACCAACUUGCGCAAGAUGGAGGCCCCGGAUUCUGGCUUGGCAGAGUAUCUCUUUGACAAGCACACUCUGGGAAACAGUGAUGAUGAGAGCUAAGCCUUACACCGUCUUCCCCAGAGCCACAGGGUGACUUCCAUGGUCACCAUGGCAGUUGCAUGCGUGUUGGGUUUACCUUUACCUUUUCUAUAAGUUGUACCAACAUCCAAGUUCUUUCACUUGUACCAUUCCUUCAAAUAAAGUGAUUUGGUACUCAAAAAAAAAAAAAACAAAAAAAAAAA
Molecule: messenger RNA, 923 nt
Organism: Choloepus didactylus (southern two-toed sloth)
Lineage: Eukaryota; Metazoa; Chordata; Mammalia; Pilosa; Megalonychidae
Product: ferritin heavy chain-like
Exons: 2
Biological process (GO): iron ion transport; intracellular iron ion homeostasis
Cellular component (GO): cytoplasm
Molecular function (GO): ferric iron binding; ferrous iron binding
Source: RefSeq, a predicted model, not a curated record